UUUCCACUUGUCAAAAUCCCUAACCUACAAAGUUCCAUAUUCGCGGAGAUUACAGGUACACAUCUCAUAGGAGGACGUCGGAAAUUUUCUUUUGGAAACAAUCUAUCGAAAUUACCCAACAAUGGCAACUAAAGUGGUGGCAACCGCAACUGUUCGUGCUUUGAAAAACCGCAAAUUAAUGCCUAUGCGGGCUGCUUUGGUUCUGACACCUGCUGCUGUGAAACGUAUUAAGGAGCUCCUAAAUGAGAAACCUGAGUUUACAGGGUUGAAAGUUGGAGUACGGCAAAGAGGGUGCAACGGGCUCUCGUACACUUUGGAUUAUGCCAAGGAGAAAGAUAAAUUAGACGAGGAAGUGAUUCAGGACGGUGUUCGAGUGUUUAUCGACAAAAAAGCCCAACUCUCCUUAUUAGGAACCGAAAUGGAUUACGUACAAUCGAAAUUAGCAGCCGAGUUUGUAUUCAAUAAUCCCAACAUCAAAGGAACAUGCGGUUGCGGUGAAUCUUUUAGUAUAUAAAUCAAAUUUGUGUAUGCUUUAAGUAUACUGUUCUCAAAUGUUCACCCGUAGUCGAAUUGAGACUAAGUAGUUCUUUAGAUUAAUUAUUUCAAAUAGAAGAAACUCAAAAUUAUGCAAAUAGACCUUUAGCAGUUUUCAAUUGUUUUAAUUAGGAUGUCCUUUGACUGUGGUUGAGUUUAAUGGCUAAAGUACUAUCCCAUUAAUGAUUUCCUUUGUAAAUAGUACAAUCUUUAGAAUACAUUAUUUAUUCUUGUUUGAUAGUUUCAAAUCAAAGGUCAAUGCAAUCUUAAAAAAGUCAACUUCUCUUUUAGAGAAGCCUUACACAGUAAAAUUACUCAAUGUGACGCAUUAUAGCAAAAUAGCAAAUAAAGAUUAAAAAUGAAAA
Molecule: messenger RNA, 899 nt
Organism: Hermetia illucens (black soldier fly)
Lineage: Eukaryota; Metazoa; Arthropoda; Insecta; Diptera; Stratiomyidae
Gene: MagR
Product: iron-sulfur cluster assembly 1 homolog, mitochondrial
Exons: 5
Coding region: 122-514 (130 amino acids)
Biological process (GO): iron-sulfur cluster assembly
Cellular component (GO): cytoplasm; mitochondrion
Molecular function (GO): 2 iron, 2 sulfur cluster binding
Source: RefSeq, a predicted model, not a curated record